This is a messenger RNA of Corticium candelabrum, 3115 nucleotides long. RefSeq names its product serine/threonine-protein kinase TAO1-like. NCBI's taxonomy places the organism in Eukaryota, Metazoa, Porifera, Homoscleromorpha, Homosclerophorida, Plakinidae. Gene Ontology annotation, cellular component: cytoplasm. Gene Ontology annotation, molecular function: protein serine/threonine kinase activity; ATP binding. Gene Ontology annotation, biological process: protein phosphorylation. Bases 211 to 2949 code for a protein of 912 amino acids. The record is from RefSeq and is a predicted model, not a curated record. The transcript is spliced from 20 exons.
AAGCUGCAACAUGGCAUCUUGACGUCUCGGUGUUCUACGUUUUCUGAAGAGCGAAAGAGGCUGUAUGGUGAAUGGCACGCGAUGCUUUUCAACUAACGCCUCCACGUUGUAGGCAGUCAAGCAAGUCGGCCGUUCGUCUCGUAGCAGUGCACGUAGCGCCUUCGUUGCGAGGUGUCUGAAAGAAGUGUGAGUUUCUCUUUUGUUAUUGUCAUGUCUGUCUCCGAUCCCGAGACGCGAGAGCUCUUCUUUGAUGAUGACCCGGAGAAACACUUCACAGACUUACGUGAGAUUGGACACGGGAGCUUUGGAGCCGUAUACUACGCAAGACAUGUGCAGACAGCGGAAGUCGUUGCCAUCAAGAAGAUGUCUUUCUCUGGCAAGCAGUCGUCGGAGAAGUGGCAGGAGAUUGUGAAGGAAGUUCAAUUUCUGAGACGGUGUGACCAUGACAAUUGUGUCAGAUACUUGGGCUGCUAUCUGAAGGCUCACUCUGCGUGGUUGGUGAUGGAAUACUGUCUGGGAUCAGCAUCCGAUAUCAUUGAAGUGCAUAAAGAAGCACUACAAGAGAACGAAAUCGCUGCCAUCUGUGUUGAAGUCGUGAAAGCUUUAUGUUAUCUCCAUGGCAACAAGAGAAUCCAUCGAGAUGUAAAAGCUGGCAACGUACUAUUGAAGGAAGACGGUCGUAUCAAACUAGGUGAUUUUGGGUCUGCGUCACUGAUCAGCCCAGCCAAUUCGUUUGUAGGGACUCCGUAUUGGAUGGCUCCUGAGGUCAUUCUUGCUAUGGAUGAGGGUCAGUAUGACGGCAAGGUUGAUGUAUGGUCGCUUGGCAUUACAUGCAUUGAACUUGCUGAACGAAGACCUCCAUUGUUUAACAUGAAUGCCAUGAGUGCUCUCUACCACAUCGCUCAGAGAGACCCACCGUUGCUUGGAAACACAAGACCAUGGAGUGACUCGUUUAGAGACUUUGUCGGCUGCUGUCUACAGAAACAGCCCACUAACCGUCCAACAUCUGCCCAAUUGUUAACACAUCACUUCAUUAAACUUGCUCAAACGAAAGGUGUUCUCUUUGAUCUCGUCCAACGAACAAAACGUGCCGUGCAAGAGAUGGACAAUCUCACGUAUCGUCGCAUGAGAAAGAUGUUGAUGAAAACUGAAGACUCGACAGAGCAGCAGGAUGGUGGACCAAGUGGAGGGGACAUUUCUGCCAAUGACACCGGGAGUACAGAGAACAUUGUUGACAGUGCGUUGGAUAGUCCUGUAGAGGAUAUGCCAUCACGUUCGUCGACAGAACCGCAAGUGGGAGAGAGUGGAGAAGAGAGCGACAGCGGGGAAUCUUCUGUCAGUGAAAUGAGUCACGUGGAGGGUCCUCUAGCUGAUGGACUCCCUACUCCACCGUCUCUUCCAGGAAGAGAAUCUCCUCAUUCGGUUGAACGCCACAACAUUGCUACAGCACCACCAUCACUAGAUGACGACCCCGGCCGUGCUGCUGUUGCACGGAGAAUGUCGGCACAGGGUGCUGUUCGUCGUGGUCACUUUGCUACUCUACGACCGCAGAGUAUGAUACAGAAAAAACGUAGUGAAGUCUUGAUCAAGAACGAAAUGAAAGACCAACUUUCUAUGUAUAAACGUAUGCGUCAGCAGCAUGCUCGACAACUCGAACAGCUAGAGAUGAGGAACACGACUGAAAUGUCUGACCACAAGAAGGUUCUAGAACGAGAGUUGGAGCAGCAGUGUUUACUGUAUGAUAGAGAGAUAGAGAGACUACGUAGUAGGUGUAAGAAUGACUUAGAUACAAAGGUGAAAGGCAUCGUGACUGACGACAAGAGAUUUCAGAGGCAGAUACGGGACCGGCAGGAACCGGAAAUGAAACACUUUCAACAGCAGCAGAAAUCGGAUUUCAGAGUUGCCAAACAGAUGUACAAGGAGGGGUUAGACAAGACAUCUACCGAUUGGAAACAACAGUAUCAAGACAAGAAGGGUGAGCUAUUACGACAACAGCAGAAGGCAGAAGACGAAUUGUUAGGAAAACAGCUGCAAGAGGCCGAACAAGAUCUACGGCAAUUUAGAAGAGAACUAUUAGUCCAACGGCACAUGUUGGAGAAGAAUCUGUUACAAGAAGAACUGAAUACAAUGCAAGUUCAUAAAGACUUGGCACAGCAAAUGCGCAUGCGGCAUCAUCGUUUGACAGCCGAGAUGGAGUUGAAGCAUCUAGCAGCCCAUCAGAAUCUACGGAGACAACACCUGGAAAGUCAGCAGCAGACAGAGUGGGCCAACCAGAUGGAAUACAAUCGAAACAAAGAGAGAGACUUACGGAAAAAGCAUCUGAUGGAAGUACGGAAACAGCCAAAGGAUCUCAAGGGUCACCAGAGUCGCAUUCGGAAACAAUUUCACGACACGGUGAAAAUCCAACAGCGACAAUACAAGGAACUUCAGAAACAAUUGUUUGAAGUGUAUCCUAAGGAGACCCACAAAGAUGUGAUAAAGCAGGCGAAAGAGGAUCAGACGAGAAAAAUGGCUCAACUCGCUUCUCAAUAUGAGAAAAGCAUCUCGGACAUGCUGGAGCAGCAGACGUUGAAACUUGAUGGAGCACAAGUUACGGAGCAAGAAGAUCUUCGAGCCAAGCUGCAGCAAGAAGAAGACUUACUGAAAGAGUACCAACACAAGCUGCUUUCCGAUCUCAAGGAUCAACUACAAAAAGAAAAAGACGCGUUGGAAAACAGAGUCAGACAACGUGAAGAGCAAUUGAAACAGAGAGUGUACGAAGAAAGCACUCGUUUGCAGGGCAUUCGAUUAGAACGACAACAAGAACUCAAGCAACGGCAGAUCGCUGAGCUCCAGGAAUUUGACGAAAGUCCAGGUAGUGGAUUUGUUCUAGGAGUCAAUGUGGACCCUCGAAAAUCGCGAAGUGGCAGUACUAUUCAACGUGAGCCAGCCACGUUCGCACCACCGUGAAUAGUUGGAUUGAAAUGAGUCGACUUGAGUUUAGGCAUUAGUACAUUUGUAGAGGUACUCGCAGAUUUUAUGAUCUUAGGAAAUGGGUGACUGGUAGCUUACUUGACUUCAAUUUUUUCCUGUCAACUUAUUGAACAGCAACAAUUCAAUCUAUGAUUUUCCUUUA